AUGACAAUGGCCAGAGGACUAUCUGCGUUGGUUCUGCUAAGCACAAUGAUUAUGAUUGAAACCCUAAAGAAUCCAGACAACAUCCCUCUGACUGAAGCUGGACUCGGUCAAACUGUGAUUCUGAACUGUAAUGCAUCUGGGUUUGAAAAUGGGUUGUUUUUUUGGUACAAGAUGAAUUAUGGCUAUAUGGUUCAAACAGUUGCUAAAGGCAGUUUUGGCAAAGUACAACUUGAAAAACACUUGGAAAACUCAACAUUCAAAGUUAAUAACAUGGGGAACAUGCAUUAUCUCACCAUCAGUAAUGUCAGCAAAGAGGACGAAGCAACAUAUUUAUGUCAAGCAGGAGGGGCAUACAAAAUGGCAUUUGUUAAUGGCACAAAUUUAGCUGUGAAUGAUUUUCAAAAUAAGAAGUCUUUCUAUGUGAAACAAACUUCAGGCAUAAAGUCUGUUUCACUUGGCACCGAAGUGACUCUGCAGUGUUCACUUCUCUCGGAGAAAAAAGAAAAAGAAAACACGGACCAGUGUGCUGAUGAACACAACGUGUUCUGGUUCAGAGCAGAAUCAGAAUCUAAUCCAGGAUUCAUCUAUGUUGAUAAAAAGCACUGCAGCACACAGGAAGGAGGCAGCUGUGAAUACCGCCUGUCUAAAACUAUCCAGAGCCCCUCGGAUACUGGAACAUACUACUGUGCUGUGGUCACAUGUGGGGAGAUCCUGUUUGGAGAAGGAACCAAAGUGGAGACAAGACAAGAAUUUUGCCUGUAUGCUAUUGUGCUCAGUGGAUUUUUGGCCUGUUCUGUACUUGUAAACAUCAUUUUUAUAAUCACAAGAAGAAAGCCAAAGCGGCCUCAGAAAAUUCCCAGAGGUAGGUUUGUUGCAUACAAAAUCCACACUAUUUGA
Messenger RNA from Fundulus heteroclitus (mummichog), 897 nucleotides. RefSeq lists its product as uncharacterized. Bases 1 to 897 code for a protein of 298 amino acids. NCBI's taxonomy places the organism in Eukaryota, Metazoa, Chordata, Actinopteri, Cyprinodontiformes, Fundulidae. The transcript has 4 exons. Gene Ontology annotation, biological process: response to bacterium. The record is from RefSeq and is a predicted model, not a curated record.